AUGGUGGUGUUCUGUUUCCUGGUGGAUCAGAGGAGGAAGGUGAAGAGCAGCAAGCCGGCGGCGGGGACAUGCUCGAGGUGCGGCGGAGGAGCCAGCAUCGCCGACAUGAAGACCAGCACCAGGUUCUGCUACGUGCCCUUCUACUGGAAGACAUGGCGGGCCAUCAUCUGCACUUUCUGCGGCGCCCUCCUCCGCUCUUACCGAUAG
Messenger RNA from Linum tenue, 207 nucleotides. Lineage: Eukaryota; Viridiplantae; Streptophyta; Magnoliopsida; Malpighiales; Linaceae. The record is from the annotation of a GenBank genome assembly.